AUGUCGGGUGCCGUAGGCCGAGAGGCAGUAUUCCCGACUCGCCAGUCACUGGGGUUGAUGAAGAGCAAGCUGAAAGGGGCGGAGAUUGGACAUAGUUUGCUGAAGAGAAAGAGUGAAGCUCUAACAAAACGUUUCCGAGAAAUCACACGACGCAUCGAUGAGGCCAAGCAAAAGAUGGGCCGGGUCAUGCAAAUUGCAGCCUUCUCCCUCGCUGAAGUGAGCUACGCCGUUGGAGGCGAUAUUGGAUACCAGAUCCAGGAGUCAGCCAAGCAGGCCCGUUUCCGCGUGCGAGCGAAGCACGAGAACGUCUCCGGUGUCUUCCUGCCGCAAUUCGAGAGUUAUACACAGGAAGGUGUCAAUGACUUUGGUCUGACCGGUCUAGGCAAGGGUGGGCAGCAGAUCCAGCGCUGCCGGGAGACAUAUGCACGGGCUGUGGAGACAUUGGUGGAACUGGCAAGUUUACAGACUGCCUUCUUGAUUCUGGAUGAGGUUAUCAAGGUUGUCAACCGACGAGUAAAUGCGAUCGAGCAUGUUAUCAUUCCCCGAACUGAGAAUACCAUCAAAUACAUCAACUCCGAACUCGACGAACUGGACCGUGAAGAGUUCUAUCGUCUCAAGAAGGUCUCGAACAAGAAGCAGAGGGACGUCGCUGCUGCAGAUGCAGAGAUCCUUGCAGCUCGUGAAAAGGCAGCGGCGCAGCAGGCAACAAACCCGGAAAAGAAUGCCACGGUUCAAGGAGAGGAAGAGACGACGGAUGUUCUAGGAGAGCAGGAAGACAACGAUGUCAUUUUCUAG
Messenger RNA from Penicillium canescens, 795 nucleotides. RefSeq names its product H(+)-transporting V1 sector ATPase subunit D. The transcript is spliced from 8 exons. Gene Ontology annotation, cellular component: vacuolar proton-transporting V-type ATPase complex; fungal-type vacuole membrane. The record is from RefSeq and is a predicted model, not a curated record. Gene Ontology annotation, biological process: vacuolar acidification. Bases 1 to 795 code for a protein of 264 amino acids. Gene Ontology annotation, molecular function: proton-transporting ATPase activity, rotational mechanism. NCBI's taxonomy places the organism in Eukaryota, Fungi, Ascomycota, Eurotiomycetes, Eurotiales, Aspergillaceae.